Penicillium lagena is the source of this 294-nucleotide messenger RNA. RefSeq lists its product as uncharacterized. Lineage: Eukaryota; Fungi; Ascomycota; Eurotiomycetes; Eurotiales; Aspergillaceae. The coding region runs from base 1 to 294 and encodes 97 amino acids. The transcript is spliced from 2 exons. The record is from RefSeq and is a predicted model, not a curated record.
AUGGGCGUUGUGUGGGUGUUUGGCCUGUUAACCGCGGUUGCUGCCGACGAUCUCUGUCGGAAAGCUGACCGACUAACGUCCGGGCUGAACUGGUCGCCGGCUCCACAUUGUGUAGUUCGAAUCAUAGCUGCCCCUCGAAAUAGUCGGCACCUGAAGACGAACUACAUCCGUAUUGUGAUUGGUCGUCGGCAAUCGUGCAUCUCGGUUCCAUCCCACCCAGACUCCAUAACGGAGAUCUCAAAACUCCUCAGUGGCUUCUAUGUAGGAAUGAAUUUCUCCGAUAUUGAGCUCUGA